AUAUGAUUCAAAUUUUCCACUUGCAUACAAAGUGUAUGAUUAACUUUUGACCUUGUAGUUACUACAGAGCGGUAUAAAUACUAGUUUUCAUUUUUAACUGUUGCGCAUUUCUUGAACCAGUGAAUCGAAAACAUGUCUUUAAUAAUACGAAUGACGCUUUCGUUUGUACUAUGUUGUAUCAUCAUGGAAAUGGCAUACGGGGCUUGCUGUAACCCACCUCAUGGAAGAUUUUGUGCAGACUGCACGCUUUCUACACCGAGAUGUGGAUAUUAUUCAUGUAACAUAUUCGGUUGUAACUGCACUUGCCGAAGAGAACCAUCUGGUAAAUAUUGUUAUGUAUGGAGGGCACGAUGUUAUUGUGACAAUGACAAAAGGAAACGCCGUGGCGUGUCGUUUGAUGACGUCAUAUCGACGUCUGCAGACAUAAAGUUUGCCAGUCUAGAUAUCAACAGUGAUGGAUUGAUUGAACAGUUUGAGUUCAUUAAAGCCUUGGAACAGAUUGAAAUAACGGACAACACAACGAUGUUUCAUCAUUGGUCAAUCAUGGACGAAGAUAAAGAUGGGAUAAUCACUCUGGAAGAAUUCGACAAAGAAAAAUAGUUGACUCUGAUUACAUUUCAUUAACAGAUAAAGGUGCUGAUUGCAUAAUCAGAAUGUAUUCAAUUUUAAAAUAAAAUAAACAAACCUGCAUUGA
Messenger RNA from Mytilus trossulus (common blue mussel), 694 nucleotides. RefSeq lists its product as uncharacterized. The transcript is spliced from 3 exons. NCBI's taxonomy places the organism in Eukaryota, Metazoa, Mollusca, Bivalvia, Mytilida, Mytilidae. The coding region runs from base 133 to 600 and encodes 155 amino acids. The record is from RefSeq and is a predicted model, not a curated record.